UCGUAUAUUGAGAUCAAGGUGGCUAAAUUAGCAGACACUCACCGAAUCUUGGCUGAGGUAGUUCCCCGCGUUAGAAUAUAGAAAUUCCAUGCUGCCUAUCGUUUUCCAUAGAUAUAUAGUUACCGCAUAUCCCAGGGGAGACGUGGGAAGUAUCUCGUUUCUAUCAUCUCCAAGCUCGCUACCGUGAAAAUGCGCUUCUUACACUUGCUCUCCACAGGCCUCCUGGCGCCGACCAUUGGCCUUGCUUACCCGGCCGUCAUCAACAAUGGAGAUCUAGCCAAGAGAGAAAACUUGUGCAAUUUGAAUGCACCCCCUGCUCUCUGCGAGCCCGAUCCAACCGUAUCCGUGGAAGAAACAGCUGAGAGGGCUUACAAAUUCUAUCGUGCAUUUGUGGUCGACGGUGACCCAAGGACGAUGUUUUCCCUCAUUGAUUCAGAUUAUAUACAACACCACGCUGGGUAUGCGUCCGGACCCAACACCAUUUGGCCCCUUUUCUGCAGUGGAAGUAAACUAGGAAACGAGGCAAGCACAGCUUGGUGCUUCGAUGCUAGCACGAAUAUGUCGUACGCACGAUACUCGACUACAGACAGAUGGCGAUGGGUCGAUGGUUGUGUCCACGAGCACUGGGACCAAGGCGAGACGAUUCCAUCGAGCGACAAAUGCUUCAAAUUGAACACCACUGCAAGCGUGCAUUAGCGAAAAUUUCUAUCAAGGUGUUGAAUUGGAAACUUUAGCUAUUAAGAUGGUGCCCAAGUUGAACGACUGGGCUUGGGAACGUAUUGUUUUAUUAGCAAACUCGUAAUUUAGAAAAGAAACGUUUCUGUUCAACGGAGUCCCCCAUUGCAACCAGGACCCUUGUAUUAGCUUCGUAGAUCAUGAUGGGCAAGAAAUCAAUGCAUCUAGCCGCAAGCCUUCUGAGUCUUGGAUGAGAAACCCGGUUGUAUGUAUGUACUUUGUAAUUAUGGCCGUUAGGCUAUCAUUCGUAUCCGAUUCCUGCUUGAGAUAUCCUUCAUAUUCUAAAUGAGUGACUCUGUUUUGCGAAUUUAUGGACGAUGCACUAUGCUAGGAGGCGUUUAUUAUGGAUGAUUGGAAGAAUUAUAACG
Messenger RNA from Annulohypoxylon truncatum, 1103 nucleotides. RefSeq lists its product as uncharacterized. The transcript has 3 exons. The record is from RefSeq and is a predicted model, not a curated record. The coding region runs from base 190 to 696 and encodes 168 amino acids. Lineage: Eukaryota; Fungi; Ascomycota; Sordariomycetes; Xylariales; Hypoxylaceae.